Molecule: messenger RNA, 306 nt
Organism: Miscanthus lutarioriparius
Lineage: Eukaryota; Viridiplantae; Streptophyta; Magnoliopsida; Poales; Poaceae
Source: the annotation of a GenBank genome assembly
AUGCAGCGCCGCCGCCUCACCCGCGACGAGGUCGCCGCGCUCGCGGUCAGGGCCAGCUCGGCGUUCGUCAAGGCCGCCGCCGCCGCCGCGGCCGCCCAGCCGUCCUCGCCAUGCCGCCGCCGCGGCGCAGUGGCGCCGCUCGUGUUCCCGGCCCCCGAGGAGGAGUACGCGGCGGCUGACGCGGUAUGCUCGCCCGUCGCGGCGAAGCCUGCUGUGGUGGCGGCGCAGAAGCGGAGGGUGGCGUACCGGGGUGGCAGGGCGUCCAGGUUCUCCCCCGACCUGACCGCUAUCCCGGAGAGCGAGUAG